This is a messenger RNA of Phytophthora sojae, 1164 nucleotides long. RefSeq lists its product as hypothetical. The transcript has 2 exons. The record is from RefSeq and is a predicted model, not a curated record. Gene Ontology annotation, molecular function: protein binding. Bases 1 to 1164 code for a protein of 387 amino acids. Gene Ontology annotation, cellular component: membrane. NCBI's taxonomy places the organism in Eukaryota, Oomycota, Peronosporomycetes, Peronosporales, Peronosporaceae. Gene Ontology annotation, biological process: cell communication; metal ion transport.
AUGGCUCCAGUUUUGGUUAUCGCAACGGGCACAGCACUAAAUUUUCAGUGGAGUCUACCAGCGGACACGGGUGGGACUUUGGAUUUAACUUACUUCGUUAAAGUUGAGAGCUCAAGUUCGGUCGGCGUCAAUCCGUCCGUCGGUCGGUCCUACAAUGCGACUCAACUAGUCUAUAGCACCGUCUACAGCAUCUCCGUUUGUGCUGCGAAUAUCGCGGGGAAUGGCAGUUGGAGCCCUGUUCUCACGGCGAUGACGCAGCCUGACACUGCAGGGGAAUUCAAUUUUGCUCAAACGAGCAUCUCCGUGUUCGAGAAUGCAAGUCAAGUGGCUAUCGCGGUGCAGCGAGUAUCAGGAUUAAGUGGUCAAGUUACGCUCACAUACACAGUCGGACCCACCGGAACUUCGCUAGCCACCGUAGGAUCUGACUACGCUGUGGCGAAAGGAUCCACAGCAACGACGGGUAAAAUCGUGUUCGAGCCGCUCCAGAACCAAAACAACAUCGUCAUCUUCAUUCUGAAUGACGCACUCUACGAGAAUCCUGACGAGACGUUCGCAGUUACCAUUGCGUCCGUAUCAUCCACCCUAGGGGUAGCCAAGGUGGGCAGCAACAGUAAAACCACAGUCACCAUUCUGGAUGACGGCGACGCGGGUUUUGUCAGCUUUGAGAGUCCGACGUAUUCCUUCUCGGAGGGUUUUCCAACUGCGACGGUCACGAUCAUCCGUGAAUAUGGCAAAAGCAGCCGCAUUUCGCUUGUCUUUGAGUUCUCGGGCGGCACUGCAACUCCAGACGUUGACUAUCGCAAAACCACAACUCCUGUCGUGAUGGAGGACGGCGUCGUACAGGCGACAUUGACCUUCUCGAUAAUCAACGACCGGGUGUUUGAAUUCCCCGACGACGUCACAAUUGCCGCCAGCACCUCGUUCGGCAACGGAAACUUUAGUAAUGUUACGCUGUUUUCUACAACAGCUCCAACGCUACCGGGACCGAUAACCUACAUGGCGAGUGAAUUUCGAACUGGAGGUCGGAUCACUUUUAUGUGGUCUCCUCCAGACGAUACGGGCGGCAUUCCAGUUACCAAAUAUCGAGUCUAUAUGGCGGAUACUCAGGGGACAAAGCAGGUCAAGUGGCGCUAUUGUAUGAGCUUUUGUUCGAAUUUGCGCUAA